UCUUGUGGCCCACCUCAGUCCGUUGCUCCUCCUGGUGCUGUCUAGCCCUUCUUUACUCAGGUGCUCCACACGUACGAACUCCAUAGGUUCAAUAGUGGAAAACUUUCUCUACUGCUCUCAGUGCCUCCAAGGACGCACCUGCAGCCAACAUCCUCACUCUUCUUCGUGGUAGUCGCCUUCACAACAACGCCUCAGCCCACCAACCCCUUCAAAAGCUCAGCGUUUCAAUAAGAUCUUCGCUGUCAGGUAGUUUCUAUCAUGUCAGCUGUUAUAGAGCAGGAGCCUAGAUCACCUGAUCAACAGCAAGAAGGUGGCAGAAUGGGGCACGAUGCGAGACAAAUUGUCUUACACGUGCUUCCAAUCAAACAUGCUAAUGAUGACAUCGAUGGAACCAUAGCGUUUCUGGUUUCUCAAGCAGUCAUGAGAGCAACGGUGGAGGAAGGGUGUGGGCAGGAGGAAAUGUGGCCUGGAGUUGAGGACAUGUGGCCUCAAGUAGAAGACAUCUGGCGUGAGGAAGACUUCUGGCCUGAUGCAGAGGAAGGUUGUGGGCAGGAGGAAAUGUGGCCUGGAGUUGAGGAGGUGUGGCCUCAAGUGGAAGACAUCUGGCAUGAGGAAGAUGUCUGGGCAAAGGCGGAGGAAGGGAGUGGGCAGGAGGAAAUGUGGCCUGGUGUUGAGGAGGUGUGGCCUCAAAUGGAAGAUAUCUGGUGUGAGGAAGAAGUCUGGCCUGAUGUGUUGGAAGGGUGUUGGCAGGAGGAAAUGUGGCCUGGUGUUGAGGAGAUAUGGCCUCAAAUAGAAGACAUCAGGUGUGAGGAAGACGUCUGGCCUGAUGUGGAGGACAUGUGGCCUGAAGACAAGGAGGUGUGGCCAGACGUGGAAGAGGACUGGUAUGUCUGGAACAAUGUCCAGGAGAAUGAGGAAGCUGAGGAAGCAGAAGAUGACCAGUACUACAAUAAUGAGGAAGAUGAGGAGGAGGACGAUGAUGAUAACUAUCAACAUGAAGAGAAGGAAUAUGUGCAGGAGGAGGAAGAGGACAACAAAGAGGACAAACAAGAAGAGGUUCAGGGGGAGGAGACCAUCCUGCAUGCCUGCAAGGCACAAAAAGUUCAGUCCCUGAACAAUCACAGAUUCAAGAGAGACAAAAUAUCCCCAAGAAGUCCAGACCUGGCAAAGGAAGCAUAGAAUUGGGAAGAUUGAGGGCAAAGGAAGUUAUGAAGAGGGAAUCGAUGAAUCGUUUCUUCAUGGAUUUGAGAUCUUCUAAUAUUUAUUCACAGUUGCAAUUUAUCACCAGUGAUACUGUUGUCAACAUCUUCAUCCAAAAGUAUAUACUGAAAACUUCCAUUGCUUAAUCAUCCAUUAAAUUAAAAUUGAAAUGCA
This is a messenger RNA of Mesocricetus auratus (golden hamster), 1374 nucleotides long. Its product is annotated as golgin subfamily A member 6-like protein 22. The record is from RefSeq and is a predicted model, not a curated record. The transcript has 3 exons. Bases 259 to 1179 code for a protein of 306 amino acids. Lineage: Eukaryota; Metazoa; Chordata; Mammalia; Rodentia; Cricetidae.